Arabidopsis thaliana (thale cress) is the source of this 1416-nucleotide messenger RNA. Its product is annotated as 2-oxoglutarate (2OG) and Fe(II)-dependent oxygenase superfamily protein. Gene Ontology annotation, biological process: coumarin biosynthetic process; response to acidic pH. Gene Ontology annotation, molecular function: scopoletin 8-hydroxylase activity; dioxygenase activity. Bases 114 to 1187 code for a protein of 357 amino acids. NCBI's taxonomy places the organism in Eukaryota, Viridiplantae, Streptophyta, Magnoliopsida, Brassicales, Brassicaceae. The record is from RefSeq and is marked reviewed. The transcript is spliced from 4 exons.
UCGUUACUAUUUAUAUCCGCUUCAAAUUGUUACUUUUCAACAUUCACUUUUCAAUAUUCAACCAAAAAACAAAAACAAAAAACAUUCAGUUUUCAAGCAGAAGUGUGGAGACAAUGGGUAUCAAUUUCGAGGACCAAACCACAUUGUUCAAUUUCGUGGUCAGAGAAGGUAACGGCGUGAAAGGAAUGAUAGACUCGGGCCUCUCUAGUGUUCCACGGCCCUUCGUCCAGCCUCUCUCUGAGCGAAUCCCGACCCAAAAAGCCCUUACGUGUGAGGCUACCCAGCCAAUCGAUCUUUCCAACCUAGACGGCCCACAACACAAGGAGGUGGCCAAGCAGAUUGUCGAAGCUGCCGAGACACUUGGCUUCUUCCAGGUGGUGAACCAUGGUGUUUCGGUGGAGCUGCUGGAGUUGCUAAAAUCGUCGGCUCAUGAGUUUUUUGCACAAGCUCCUGAGGAAAAAUCGAUGUACCUGAAGGAAGUGAGUCCAAGCAAGCUGGUUAAGUACGGAACGAGCUUUGUGCCAGAUAAGGAGAAGGCGAUUGAGUGGAAGGAUUAUGUGAGCAUGCUUUACACCAAUGACAGUGAGGCUCUUCAACACUGGCCUCAACCAUGCAGGGAGGUGGCACUUGAGUUCCUAAAUUCAUCGAUGGAAAUGGUGAAAAAUGUAGUUAACAUUCUGAUGGAGAAUGUUGGAGUGACACUAGAAGAAGAGAAAAUGAAUGGUUUGAUGGGAACCAAGAUGGUCAACAUGAACUACUACCCUACUUGUCCGAGCCCCGAGCUGACCGUCGGCGUCGGCCGUCACUCAGACAUGGGAAUGUUGACCGUUUUAUUACAAGACGGCAUUGGUGGUCUCUACGUUAAACUAGACAACGGUGAAUGGGCCGAGAUCCCUCCUGUCCAUGGAGCUUUGGUCAUCAACAUCGGCGACACUUUGCAGAUUUUGAGCAAUGGGAAGUACAAAAGUGCGGAGCAUAGGGUUCGAACCACAAACAUCGGAUCAAGAGUCUCUGUGCCCAUUUUCACGGCACCAAAUCCCUCCCAGAAGGUCGGUCCCUUGCCGGAAGUUGUGAAACGCGACGGAGUGGCUCGUUACAAGGAGUUUUUGUUUCAAGACUACAUGAAUAACUUCUUCGGCCAACCACACGACGGCAAAAAAUCUCUCGACUUCGCACGUGCCGAGUGAUACUAUCAGCAGUUGCCACGUACUAAUCAACCACAACUACGCGACACAGUUUCCUUUUUAUCCUUGUUCUUUUUCUAUCCCAGUUCCCACGUUACAAGGAGUUGUAUUGUUUUCCAUUUUUGUUUUCUUUUCUUUUUGAUGUAACUUUUUAUCCUUCUUCGAUCCAUGUUUUUAUUUUUGUACAAUUUACAAAUUAAUAAAAGUUGCCUUCUUCGUGUGCAUUCUUAAA